Suillus subalutaceus is the source of this 3399-nucleotide messenger RNA. RefSeq lists its product as uncharacterized. NCBI's taxonomy places the organism in Eukaryota, Fungi, Basidiomycota, Agaricomycetes, Boletales, Suillaceae. Gene Ontology annotation, molecular function: protein tyrosine phosphatase activity. The transcript has 10 exons. Bases 1 to 3399 code for a protein of 1132 amino acids. Gene Ontology annotation, biological process: protein dephosphorylation. The record is from RefSeq and is a predicted model, not a curated record.
AUGAGCAACAACGAUUUCUUUACGAGCGUACCCUUCUCUGGUCAACAGGGAAGAACACACUCAACAGAUCAAGAGAAUGUCGUUUCAUUCGCUCAUGCUAUCGCAGCACGCUUCGGAUCCGCUGAUCUUCUCACCGCACGUAUCCUCCCCGACGAACAACCACCUUCACAAAAUAUUAUUUUGCCACCUAAACCAGUUCUUCCACCCCCCUCAAAACCCGUAUCUUCAUCCUCGUCGUCAUCCACCUUCGUACCAGUUAACCCUUCCGACCUCGCAGCUUACCUCGCAGACCCCUCCAUUCUCAUCCUCGAUAUCCGUCCACAUGCCGCCCAUACCGCCGCCCGUAUUCACCGAGCCCUCUCCCUUAGCAUACCAAGUACUCUCAUCAAGCGUCCUCUCUUUGGUCUCUCCAAACUCGUUCAGAUGCUUCCUUCCUCAUCUGCACGUGCAAGAUUUGCAGCAUGGCCAACCGUAAACCAUAUAUUGGUAUAUGACGCUGACUCUGCUCUCGUUCCAGAUACCAGUAACAUUGCUGGUCUGCUGAGAAAAUUCCGCGCAGAGGGUUUCACAGGCGAACUCGCCUGGGUAAAAGGCGGGUUUCAAGCUGUGUGGCGAGAUGCACGCCACUGCGCCACAACCGACCACCCUAGUCCAGACGAGGAUGAUCCAGAAGGCAGUGCCUCCUCUGGAGCACUGCGUCCAAAGCAUCUCCCCAAAGCCGCCUUUUCGCUUUCAACGACAACGGCUGCAAAUGCAGCUUCGGGUACACCAGCAGUCGCAAAUGCUGCCAACCCUUUCUUCGAUACCAUCCGCCAGAACUUGGAACUCAGCCAGGGAAUCACGGAACGUAUCCCACUCCGUCUUCCCAGGCGCGUACGGAGACGCAUCAAAGACCUCCCAUUUCGUUGGCUUCAAGACAUCGCUGGUCGUUCUGCCCUUCGUCCCUCUCACUCUUCAUUCCCAGGGGAAACGAGUGUAGAGAGCGGCAGCGAGAGCUCUGAUGAUCCACAUGAAUCUGAUCCAGACUCAAAUGACCCUGACGUGGAGGAAGGCGCUGAAACUCUUGCCAUGCAGUUUUACCGCAUAGAAUUGGCAGAGCAAAGGCGUCUGAGAAGCGUCAUGGAGCAUCAUGCAAGGGAAAGCGAGACCCUUCCUUCUACUCCCGUUCAAGGCGCAUUUCCAUUUAGUAUUACGGCAGGCGUCGAGAAGGGAGCCAAGAACAGAUACAACCAUAUAUGGCCCUUCGAGCAUGCUCGUGUCCGUCUUCAUGAUGGCCAUAGACCACGCGAUCCCUCACCCGCAGAUGAUUAUGUGAACGCGUCGUAUGUGCAGCCCUUGGGCACACGUAAACGCUACAUCGCUACGCAAGGCCCGUUACCUGCGACAUUUAUUGAUUUUUGGACUCUCGUGUGGGAGCAGAAUGUUCAUGUUAUCGUCAUGCUCACGCGCGAGAUUGAGAAUGCGAUGGUUAAAUGUGGGACGUAUUGGGUAGAGUCAUCCUAUGGACCUCUUCAAUUGCAGCUCCUCAACACCUCCCCGCCCAUCUCACCUUCUACUUCCUGUAAUACCUCCGCUGAUAUUGGGUUCUUCAUGUCCCCGCGUGAUAAGGGCUCGAAGCAGCCAAGUAUGAUCGUGAGGACUUUUGCGCUCAGCCAUCGCGGUUACCCAGGCGUUCCACCUAGAAAAGUGACGCAUCUGCAAUAUCUGGAUUGGCCCGACAUGAAUGUACCUGAUGAUCCUCGUGGCGUACUAAAGCUCGUGAAGUGCGUCGAGCGCGCUGUCCAAGAAAGCACUCCAGAUGCAAGCGCUAGAAGGAAACUUGGACGCAAGGGGUGGCGGCAUCCUGAACUAGACCCGAAGACGGGCAUUGCUGCGUUUGCGCUUGGGUGCUCUCCGCCUGUGCUAUUGCAUUGCUCGGCGGGUGUGGGCAGGACAGGCGGGUUUAUUGCUGUGGAUGCUGCGUUAGAUGCGAUUAGGAGGGAAUUGAAGCAGAGGAGGGAAAGUAGGGCUCGGGCUCAGGCUCGUGCGCGCAGCGGUGGGAUGGAUGUGGAUGUGAACCAGGUGAAAGAGAAGGAGAAGCCAAAGGAGAAUAUCGUUGGGACUGUCCCUCUAGUCAUUGGCGACCGCAAGAAGGCUCGCCGUCAUCAUCCACAGAAAGGUGCAGCCAAAGAAGGCGAGACAAGCUCUUCAGAGUCGCUUGUCGUGCACGUACCCUUCGCAGAAGAGACAGCAGAUCUGGAUACGAGGUGGCAGAACACAAGCUCGUCGACGAGGGAGUGGGCUGAGCAGGUAUUGGACCAGACGCACCCUGGCGAGGAAGAACAGGAGACAAACGGCAGCGGUAUUGGUGUCGACGUUAAGGCAGGGAGCGGGCGGUCCGGCUCUGGCUCUGGCUCUGGAAGGAGUGGUGCUAGCAGCGUCUCGGGAAGUGGUAGCGGUGGGGCCUUCCCACCCUCCUCUUCUGUCUCCAUCUCCAUCUCUCACUCCGCUUCUCAAUCCAAUUCAUGUCCUGACUCGAUCUCCACCUCCAACUCUGGCUCUGGGACGAACACAUCCAACUCUGGCUUUUGGGGUAGCACCGGCGCGGACUCAGGGUUAGUGGGCUUCAUGCGCGCUCGUCUGAGAGACAGCUCAGUGACCUCGCUUUCGAAUACGGGUUCUGAUUCUUCGAACGAAAAACUUUCAAGGUCAGUGUGCCAGCCUUCGGCAGACACCGAUAAGGAAGAUGCGAUGGACGUUGAUAGGCCUCCGCGUUCUUCAUCUGCACCGCUGCAGCCAGCCAAGAGUGGUGUCACUCAGGUAUCAUCUGAGCUGGACCAACGUACGGCGGGUCACGCUGUGAUCGACUAUAAGCUUCCACGACAGCUGCAUCAGGACCUGUCACCCGCACCAUUAAUGGCCCAUACCAACCCCAUCUGGACGAUCGUGCAAGAUAUGCGUGAGCAAAGGAUGAGUCUUUGCCAGAGCUUGCGACAGUAUGUGUUCGUGCACGCGGCGGUCAUCGAGGGCGCCCUUAUGAUGGUGGACGAGGAGAGAGAGUUGUGGGGGGAAUGCACUGGAAGCGAGGGGAGUCCAGAAUCGGUGAGAGUCUCCGCCAGCGGCAGCCAGAUGCAUCAUACGUCCUCGUCGCCGUCGAAGUGGAAACGUGCCCCCAGUCCUACUGAACUACUUAGGGAAGACAAAUCCGGUAUCGUAUCUUUCGCGAAGCGCCCCAGUAUCAAACGCAGGACGCUUAGCGACGAAAAAGUCCUUGCCGUUUUCGAGUUAGCUGCUGGUGCCCCACAAGUUUUGCCAGGUGGAACUGAUGGGGUGUCGAAAGCUGAAAGUGGGAACACGACUUGUCUGGGUAUGGGACCUAUGGCACCAGAGUGGACUGGACCAUCUGUCACUGCAAAUUAG